AUGCCUCGUUCAGGUUUAAUCACCUUUAGUUUUGUGGUGGGUCUUACGAUUACUCGAGUCGGGAAACUAGCACAGCCGCUAGCCGACUUUUUUAUGGCUUUGGAAACUGUUGUCACGAGGAUUCUGCGGUUGAUCCUAUGUCAAUGUCGACGAAUCGAAAUCGUUUACUUGAGGUUCGGAAUUAUCGGUAUCCCUUCACUGAUCGCCCAUGAGGUACUCAAUGUGGAUGAUCUCUUAGCAACUGCUCAGUCAGUAGCUAUGUUUAUAUUAACAGUUACAACUGGCACUCGUCAAAAUCCGUACAAAUUUCUUCGAGGUCUCACUCAAGCUGCUCUCACAGGCUUUGGAACAUCCUCCAGGUUCCGUUUGACACUUGCCUCAUUGAGUAGUUUUUAUUCUGACUGUAACAUAAUUUUCAACCUGUUUUCAAUUGCCUAUCAAGCUGGAAACAUCCGUCUUCAAAUUUUACAGUCGGUCUGA
Messenger RNA from Cooperia oncophora, 480 nucleotides. NCBI's taxonomy places the organism in Eukaryota, Metazoa, Nematoda, Chromadorea, Rhabditida, Trichostrongylidae. The record is from the annotation of a GenBank genome assembly.